Molecule: messenger RNA, 751 nt
Organism: Camponotus floridanus (Florida carpenter ant)
Lineage: Eukaryota; Metazoa; Arthropoda; Insecta; Hymenoptera; Formicidae
Product: ATPase inhibitor mai-2, mitochondrial-like
Exons: 3
Coding region: 137-451 (104 amino acids)
Biological process (GO): regulation of DNA-templated transcription; negative regulation of ATP-dependent activity
Cellular component (GO): mediator complex; mitochondrion
Molecular function (GO): ATPase inhibitor activity
Source: RefSeq, a predicted model, not a curated record
CGCCGGGCGCGACUGACUAUGAGAUUUACGUUCUAAGAAUAAGCGUUUAUGACAAGAGACCGCUCCAGGUCGUUCUUGUCGGUCUGCCAAAUCCUCGCCUACCGUCUGAUAUCGAGUGAUUAGUGAUCGAGAAAAAAUGCAACGAGCAAUUACGACGUUUUCGCGGAAUAUCUCUGCGUUAAGUCAGAUAAGAAUGUCUGGAGAACGUGGUUCUGGUGCUGGAAAAGGAGGUGGUAGUGGUGGUGCCAUUCGUGAUGCUGGUGGUUCUUUCGGAAAGAUGGAAGCUGCCCAUGAAGAUCAAUACUUUUAUAAUCUGCAAAAAGAACAAUUACAAAAGAUGAAAGAGAGCCUUCACGAUGAAAUCUCAUUCCACGAGGAGCAAAUUAAGCGUCAUCAGGAAGCUAUAAAUCGUCACAAAAAACGGAUUACAGAUAUGGAUAAGAAAGAGUGAAUGCGUCAAGUCUUAUUAGCGUAAUAUUUCUGAUUUUGGCGAUACCAUUAAUUUCAAUAUAAAAAGAUUGGAAAUAGUAGAAAUAAUAGAAUAUUGCAGCAAUUUUUUUCUUAUGUACAAAAUGUUACAUAGAUAUUAAAGGCAGUGUUCUUAAUUUAAUUAUGACUUUAAGCAUGAACUCGAAUAUUAUAUAGAGUGAUUAUCUUUUUGGGGAGACUGUCGUAAGAAGUCUUUGUACUUUAAAUGUCUGAAAGACAGUUAUAUACUUGAGAAUAAAACGUGUUUUUCAUUCUUGUUUAA